GCCGCGGCCCGCGGGGAGGAGGGGGCUCCCCGUGCUCUACCUUCGGAGCCUCGGGGCAGGGGGGCCGCGGCUCGGGGCUGGCGGGCAGCGCUGGCGCGGGCGGAGCACAGCAGAAACUGGAGCCGAGGAGCCCUAAAGCGAAGGCAGGUGGCCCUGCUGGCGGAGCCGGGGCCGCCGUCUGCCCCUCGGUGCCUGCGGAGCGGGGCCGCCCGAGGUUCCUCUGGGCGCUCCGGCCCUUUCCCCGGCCGGGGUCGCGGCACCGCUCCCGGCCGCGACCCUCUGCACCGAGUGCGGACCCGUUCCCUCGGUGCCCGCCGCCCUCGGGGCCGCUCUCCGCGGAGGGCGUCGGUGCCGGGCAGCCCAGCAGCCCUCGGGAUGUGCGGCCGGGCUCCUCGGCUGCGGAAGGGUUAACGCUCCUCAGCAGCAGCGCGGGGAAGCCGCUCGUAUCCACCUACCCCUCAGCUGCUCUGUGUAAUUACUCAUGCAGUUAAAAAGAAAGUGCAAAGGAAGUGUUUCCCUCUGUUGCUCAUCUUCACCAUACCUCUCCCAUUCUGCUUCCUCCUCCUUCUGAUCCCUGAGUGAAGAUGAGUGACCUGCUGUGAAUAUGACAUCUCUGACAAGUGUCAUUGCCUCCCACCAGUCCGAGUGGGUGUCCUUCACUGAUGAGCUGCUCCUCCCUCUUCCCCCACGAGGGAGCACUGAGUCUCCUUCGGUGAAAUGUUUUAAUUCCUCCGACACAUCCUCAAAAGAGAACCACAAUGCAAAUGGAGAAUUUCAGGACCUUUUCUGCUCAGAGCUGGAAGAGGCAGCUGAGCAGCCCAAGGUGGAUUCUGCUGUGCUUGGUAACCAUGUGUGUCCCAGCACUGAUCUGUCAUCAUCCAUCAGUGGUUGGGUUCAGUUUGAAGAUGCACCGUGGACCAGUGCUUCAUCAACCCACCCACAAACAGUGUCUGCAUCAAAAGCACCCAGCUGGACUUCCCCCUCUUCCAACUCUUCUGAGAGGCAAGCCCAUGCCUCAGAGAGCAGCUGGACAACCAACUCAGAGGACACCAGCAGCCCAAGCAUUGCUCCCUCCUACACAGACCUGCAGUCGCUGAAUACUGAGGACUUGACCAGUGGUAGAACAUCUGCAGCAGAUUCAGCUGACAACUCCUCGUCUCUCCAGGAAGAUGAAGAGAUAGAUAUGGAGGCUGUCAACUGGCAGCUGAACAACACCUCCAUGAAUGGCCAUUCAUCUACCCCAACCACAGUUCGCUUUCCCAGCUGGGUGACUUUUGAUGACAAUGAAGUCAGUUUUGCACCACAGAGCCUUUCUCCCUUGAAAACAGAUACCCCACCUGCAGAAACACAGGCUCCAGAUGUUAACUUUAAUCUCACUACAUCUUUAAAGAAAAGAGAACGUCCUAAAAGCACAUUGGGAGACCUCUCCAAAAUUCAAAAACUAGAUCUCUCCUCUUUAACCAAGUUGCCUUCUGUUGAAACACCCCCAUGGAGUGCUACUAAUCCCUUUCUGGAUGAAUCUCUUCGAGAUGUCCAGCCCUCACCCAUCAAUCCAUUCAGCUCAUUCUUUGAGGAGCAAGAGAGGCGUUCCAAAAGCUCUUCUGUCUCCAGUGCUCCAGGCAAAAGCCAAAGAGACUCUCUCAUUAUUCUCCAUCAAGAGCCUGAUACUGUCAGUUUCCAUGAGGCAAACAAGACUGUAACCCACACAGAUGCUGUAGAGCAGCUCAAACAGCUCCAGAUUGGAGACCCAGAUGGUGUGAGCAGUCCUGCCUUGCCUGAUGAUGACCCCAUGAUGCCAUAUGAUCUGGAUGCAGCUUUAUUUAACCUGGCACCAGCUCAGCCAAAGGAUGGAUGGCCAAUGAUGCUGAGGAUCCCAGAGAAGAAGAACAUUAUGUCAUCCAGGCACUGGGGACCAAUAUAUGUCAAGCUGACUAACAGUGGAUGUAUACAGCUUUUUUAUGAGAAGGGACUAGAGAAGCCUUUUCGGGAGCUCAAACUUGAAAUCAAUCAUGAGAUUUCAGAGCGCAAGCUACAGAACUACGAUGAGAAUGGAAGGAUACACAGCGUGAGGUUGGAUCGCACAACAUACAAGGAGAAAAAAAAGUAUCAGCCUAAGCCAGCCAUUGCACACACUGCGGAGAGAGAGCAAAUUAUCAAGCUUGGGACUACAGAUUAUGAAGACUUCCUUAGCUUCAUCACUGCUGUGCAAGACACGCUGAUGAACUUGCCAGCUUCAUCAACAGACCUAAGCACGGUGGGACUGAAUUAUCAAGAAGAAGAAAUCACUGUGGAUGUUAGGGAUGAGUUUCAUGGCAUCUUGGCCAAGGGAGAUAGUGUGAUUCUCCAGCACAGUGUGCUGACUCAUAUCUAUGUCCUCAGCUUCCUUUCUGGCCUGGCAGAAUGCAGACUGGGCCUUAAUGAUAUCCUGAUCAAAGGGAAUGAAAUAGUUGCAAGGCAGGAUAUUAUGCCCACUACUACCACUAAGUGGAUUAAAUUAUACAGCUGCCGCUUCCAUUCGUGUGUGGAUGAGGAUAUGUUUAAUAACUCCCGUAUUAUCCUGUUCAACCCCUUGGAUGCCUGUCGGUUUGAACUGAUGAGAUUCAGGACUGUCUUUGCUGAGAAAACUUUGCCUUUUACUCUGAGGACAGCUGCCAGCAUCAAUGGUGCUGAGGUGGAGGUGCAGAGCUGGCUGAUGAUGUCCACAGGGUUCUCUUCCAACCAUGACCCUUUAACUCAGGUCCCUUGUGAAAACGUGAUGAUCCGCUACCCUGUGCCAAGUGAGUGGGUGAAGAACUUCCGCAGGGAGAGUGUCCUGGGGGAGAAAUCUUUGAAAGCCAAGGUGAACAAGGGAGCCACUUUUGGAUCAACCAGUCUGUCUGGUUCUGAGCCAGUAAUGAGAGUAACUUUGGGAACUGCCAAAUACGAGCAUGCCUUUAAUUCCAUCGUAUGGAGGAUAAACCGACUGCCUGACAAAAACUCAGCUUCUGGCCAUCCUCACUGCUUUUUCUGUCACCUAGAGCUUGGCUCUGACCGGGAAGUGCCUUCCAGUUUUGUCCGCUAUGUAGAUGUGGAAUUUGACAUGCCCACCACUUCUGCGUCCAAAGCCACUGUUCGGUCCAUCUCUGUCGAGGACAAGACCGAUGUGAGGAAGUGGGUCAACUAUUCAGCACACUACAGUUACAAGGUCGAAAUAGAGCAGAAAAAAAGCUUGAAUGAGGAUCUGAAGGGAGAAAGUACUGCAGAUGUCAAUGAAUGUGCUACACAGUAAAGAAAGAUCAGUCUGCAAGUCCCAAGAGGGGUGGUCAAAUUAACAGACCUGGAAGAAAGGACUUGCAGAGGUUGUGUAUUUUUCUUUUAAAAGAAUAGGGACUACUACUUUUAAAAUAAUGCUCUGAAGGGUAUAAUUUUUUCUGCUUCUGAAGAUCCUUACUUUGAGAAGAAUGUGUUCAGGGUUUGUUCGGAGGGGAUCCACAGACUUUUGCUGGAACAAGUACAGCUGUACAAUCAAGCCUGCCUUUUCUGCCUUUUCACUGUUUAGGUUCUGCACUCAAGUAUGGUCUGGCAACCAUCUCAGCCACACCAGAAAACAGCCUUUAUCUCACAAUCUCGCCCUCCCACGUUAAGUAUUUUGUUUCAAUGCCUUUUGGUUUGGCCUUUGACUGAAUUGCUUCCUUCUGAACUGCCAAAUAAAAUUCAGGGAGGAUCAAGUGAAAAAUUAUGUAAAAUCUCCUUUCUGAAAUGGUCCACAGAGUGAAAACCCUGAGCAUCAUUCUGAAGAAUCAACACACUCUGCAUCUUAAAGCAAGAGAAUGAUAUCUGUGUUGAAGUAGAUGAACUACAGUCAGGACAGCUGAUCACAGAGCUGUCCCUCUGUUCAGCCCUUCCUGUCUCAUCCCUUGAAUGACAUGUCACUGUGCACGUUUUCAUGGGGUUUGCACAAGUUACAAGAAAGCCUCUGCAAUUUCUUAACAUUUUUACUUUGUAGUCUGAGCCAUUCUGGUAUCUUGACUAAACAUGGUCAUGGCUGCUAGUAAUAGGGAAUGUGUGUUACAAUAGUGGAGAUACCAGAGGGACUUUGCUAAGAUUAGAUCAUUCCUGCCUAGAAAGAUAUUUAAGGGAAAAACAAGGUGGUUUAGUUUUGGGUUUGGGGGGUUUUUGUAUGUUUUCUUGGAUGGGUAAAAUGGGUGGUUAUUGAAAACGUCAGAACACAAUUACUUCAACAGAAAAUGUUGUUUGUUUUCCUGAAAAUCCUUGGAAGUCUGUCCAGCACAAUAUUUUCAUGUUCUAUCUUGAACCUACAGUAUAAGUAACUUGUAUCUUUAUAAUACUCCCAUUAACUGGGCCCCAAAAUCUCUUUCCAAAAAUUAGCAAGCUUCUAUCAUGGAGAUUUUUUAUCCCCACUUAGCUGAAAGUAAUAGCAAGUCUUAAAACCUCUUUCUAAAUAAAAGUGCAGAAGAUAUAAAUCACUCAUUUACACAUAUUUUCAGAGAAAACAGUGUUAAAAGUACCCAAUUUUAGUUAUUUCUAUGGCUUGUGUAAUAUUUUGUCUCAUAAUGUUAAAUGUAAAGUAAUUUAUUAAAUCAUUUAUCUUUUGAAAGGUUACUACUGACUAUAAAAUACACAUUUGGAAAACUUUGGCAAUGUAAUUUAAAAUCAUAAUGGAUUAAAAUGAAAGCUUUUUUAUAAUUUUUUUUCAUUUUGCUUUUAAUAUUAAAAAAUUAAUACACUCUUUAUUUAGUACUUUCACUGUGACUCUUUUAAAAUUUACUACAAUGUUAAAAUCACAAAUAAAUAAUGAAAUUAAUUUCAUUGAGUCUGAAACUGGAAGUGGUAGAAUUUAAAAUAAAUUGUAGGGAACUUUUAAAUGCCUUUUUUAUAUGCACCUACAUUUCAAGCCUGCAUCACCCUAGUGACACAUACUUAGACAGGUACACCACUGUAAAUAGGUAAAGUCUCAAUCCUUCUAGCACUUACUGACAAGCCUGUAAUACCCCACUGCAGGUAGCCCUUCUGGGCCCAGGAUGCUCCUUGGAGCACACCAGUUAAUACUAAGCAUGUGCAACAUCUCUCUGUAAAUGGAAGAAUGCUGUUAAGUUUAAUUAAGAAUUUUGAGAUCAAUGGAUUAAAAUUUAUGAUAUUAUUAAUGAUAACUUGUAUAGCUUGUGAAAUAUCUGGGAGCACAGGGUUGAAUUUGUGACUGAUUCUCAGCUCUGACACAGGCUGGCUGUGAUGAGUUUCAUGGCAGCUCCUCUACAAAAUUCACUCCUGUUCAAAGGCAGUCAAAGAAUUUCUGGAUGGUCUUCCUGCUUUCCAGUGCAGCUCCUAAUGUACAGUUUCUGAAAUCCCACCAUCAAGAAAAGAAAAGAAAACCCCAAGCUGAAGCAGUGCUGAGAUGUUACUGAGGAAAUGUGAGAAUGUUUUGUGAAAGAAUUGGAGAUUUUCUACUCUGACCUGCAGGCUCAGUGUCUGACUUUUUUGCCUAUUGCCGCUCAGCUCAUGGAAACACAAAUAAGUAAUACAAGAUAGCAAAGUUAUGUUGUACACCUUAAGAGGGGAGAAAAUAAAAGGAAUAUAAUUUUCCAUCACUGUUGAAUUGUUAAACUAUUCGGCCUCUAUCAUACUUGUGCCACAGAAUAUUCUAUGUUCCAGUAACUGAAAGAUAAACAUACUGGAGCUUUAUGGAUUUACUUAAUUUCUGUACCGCUUCAUCACUAAUUUUUUUUUUUUUUUCAAUUCAGAAUCAGUGAAUGAAAAACCUGACUCUCAUCUUUCUUGAGUAGUUGUACACAGAAGUAUUUCUUCCAGUCAUCAUAAUUUAUGCAGGCAAAACUGGAUAAGUGUUCUGGUUUAUAUGAAAGCUAUUUUAAUCCAUUCUCAUCCCUGGAGAGAUUUUUAGAUGUACCUGCUACUGAAUUUUCAAGAGUUCCCCAGCCAGAAUCUCAAAAGAUCUUAUUUCCUUAUCUCCUAAGGAAAAUCAAACUAAGUAGUUUGAUUUUUCAAAAGACUGCUAAUAACCAAAAUCUUUAAAAGGUCUAUUGUUGGUGUCACCAGGUGUCUCAACUGAAUUAUUUUUUCAGUCCAGCACCACUACAAGCAUUGAGAAUUUGAACACUGGGAUCCUAAGUGCCCUUACUGAGGUCUCCACUGUUUUUUUAUUGAUUAAAUAGUGCCAAUUUUUCAGUGUUACACACUGUCAUAUAUGUACUUUAUGUACAUAUACUCUUCACCCAUGUGAGUACAGUAGUAAUUUGAACAGACUUGAUUGGAAUGAAGGGAAAAGAACUGAGAAGUUUGUGAGUUUGAAAGUAGCAGAAAUUAUUUAGAUACAAGCAGUGCCUGUAGUGAGGAUUUUUUUUUUAAUCAUGUGGAAAAAUCUCUCCGACUAGUUUCAGAUUACUGCUUCUUUUGAGAAAGAUGCAGUCACUGCCCUUUGGUAUAUUUGAAAGCUUUGUAGUACUCAAAUACUCCAUGCAGGAAAUGUGCCUUCAAGGUAAGCAUACGUUUACUCCCUGAAGUAAUUCCCACUUUCAGUCCUCUUUCUAUUUCUCAUUAGGGUUUUAAUAUUUGUGGUAAGACUUGUGGUAUUGUAUGGAAUUUUGCCUAGAAACAUGAAAUGUCUUUGAUCACAAGGGGUAAAGACAAACAAUAUCUCCAGGCAGCUGAGCUUAUUUUAGUUAAUGUCUCUUACAUUUAUUAACUAUGGACACUCAGCUAGAAAAGGAAAAUGGGUGAAUUCAUCUGAGAAAUACUAAAACUGAUUGAUGUUAUUUUUGUUCUUUUAUUUAGAUUUAAAUUUAGUCAUCCUAUGAAGGAGUCAGAUACAGCAGUAUCACUGCAGAAAUAAUGUUCCUUCUCUGGUGGGUUGCUGGCUGACAGUUACUUGAUAGGAUGUCCAACACCUGUGCACAUUAUUUAGUAGCUGCUAAAACUCCCUCUUGAACAGUCACCUCCCAGGAUAGACAGGAAUUGCAUGUGAAAGAGCAUGAAAGCAAGUGGAAAAGGUGUAUGAAGUUCAGCCUGGAGGUGCUUGCUCUUUUGCUUGUAUAAAAUUCUCAGUCAUUUCCUUGGCCCUUCAGUGCACUAAUCAAGUCCUUGAUAGGUCACCUUUGUUCCAGAUGGUGAAAAAUUUAUUUCAGUGACUCUUAGCAAUUCGUGUGCAUAGCUGUAUUAAUCUCUAGAACUGACCACCACAAGAAUUUAAAGCACACAGAGAUCACUUAAUGGAUUAAAUAAUUACCCUCUUCUGCCACUAAAGUUAAAUCUACAUCAUGACAUGUCUAAGAUACAAAAUUUUGUGUGAUAACAUGCACAGCUCUUCCUAAUGUUCCUGUUUUGUUCAGUCGGCCAGCCACCCCUCACACAUUCAGCCAUCCAUCCUCCCAUCCGUCCUACCCUCCUUCCCUAUCUCUCUCUUUCAUACUUGCAAUUUAUUCUUUGCACUAUUGACACUGAUUGGUUUAAUUAUUAUUUUGUAACAUGUUCCUACCUUCUUAUUUUGUAAAAUAAGUAAGUCUGUACACUGGCUAACUUCGUAGAAGUGGUUUAUUUUUUUUCAUUAUAUCACUUGAAACGGGAUGUCAUGUUUUUGUUUAAACUACAUGAAAAUUUAAAUAAAUGUUAAGAUGAAAUAGCAUAUCCA
This is a messenger RNA of Onychostruthus taczanowskii (white-rumped snowfinch), 7639 nucleotides long. RefSeq names its product stonin 2 (gene STON2). NCBI's taxonomy places the organism in Eukaryota, Metazoa, Chordata, Aves, Passeriformes, Passeridae. Gene Ontology annotation, biological process: synaptic vesicle endocytosis; clathrin-dependent endocytosis; regulation of endocytosis. Gene Ontology annotation, cellular component: synaptic vesicle; AP-2 adaptor complex. The record is from RefSeq and is a predicted model, not a curated record. The transcript has 7 exons. Bases 605 to 3268 code for a protein of 887 amino acids. Gene Ontology annotation, molecular function: clathrin-cargo adaptor activity.